GAUAUAUAUGAAGUGUUUAAGCAAGUGAGAAUCAACAUCCCGCUGUUGGAUGCAAUCAAACAAACACCUUCAUAUGCAAAGUUUUUGAAAGAUCUGUGCACUGUCAAAAGGAAAACAAAUGUGCAUGAAAAGGCAUUCUUGACUGAACAAGUCAGCGCCAUUCUCCAAUUGAAAACUCCUCCCAAAUACAAAGAUCCAGGCUGUCCAACCAUUACAUGCAUCAUAGGAAGUCAAAAGGUUGAUCGGGCACUCUUGGAUUUAGGAGCUAGUGUCAAUUUGUUGCCAUACAGUGUGUAUCAACAGUUGGGAUUAGGUGAGCUCCCAGACCAUUGGAGUAAGCAAGAUAGGCAUAAAUUCUUCAGAAAAGUCAGAACCUUCUUUUGGGAUGAGCCCUACCUCUUCAAGUAUUGUCCUGACCAAAUCAUCCGUAGAUGCAUACCCGAUCAUGAGCAACAAAGUUUCUGUUCAAAUUGUGAUCGAUGUCAAAGGUUAGGAAGUCUGUCAAGGAGAAACAUGAUGCCAUUACAUCCGAUCCAAGUGUUAGAAGUUUUUGACUGUUGGGGUAUGGAUUUUAUGGGCCCAUUUGUCAAUUCAUUUGGUCAUGAAUACAUCUUACUUACUGUUGACUAUGUGUCCAAAUGGGUAGAAGCAAUCCCGGCCAGAACAAAUGACCAUAGGACUGUCGUGAAAUUUUUGAAAGAAAAUAUAUUCAGUCGAUUUGGGAUGCCACGAGCAAUCAUCAGUGAUGGGGGUUCCCAUUUUUGUAAUAAAGUUGUGGCAGGAUUAAUGAAGAAAUAUGGUGUACUGCAUAAGGUUGCAACACCAUACCAUCCCCAAACCAAUGGUCAAGCCGAGUUAGCCAAUAGGGAGAUUAAGCGCAUAUUGGAAAAGACUGUUGCUGCUAAUCGUAAGGAUUGGUCCUUAAGACUAGUAGACGCUCUUUGGGCGUACAGGACAGCUUACAAAACAAUUUUGGGAAUGUCUCCCUAUAAGCUAGUAUACGGUAAAUCUUGUCAUCUGCCGGUGGAAAUUGAGCAUAAAGCAUAUUGGGCAAUUCAUAAGAUCAACAAGAGUCUAACUGAAGCAGGCUUAUCCAGGAAGCUCCAAUUGAAUGAACUUGAAGAAAUUCGGAAUGAAGCAUUUGAAAAUGCAAGAUUGGCCAAGGUUCGCAUGAAAGAGUUACAUGAUCGGCACAUCAUUCGAAAAAGCUUUCAGGUAGGGCAACGGGUACUCUUGUAUGAUUCUCGAUUGCAUCUAUUCCCAGGAAAAUUGAAGUCUCGAUGGGUCGGCCCCUUUGUAAUCAAGUCCAUCUCAGGAUAUGGGGCAUUUGAGAUAGAAAAUCUGGAGUUAGGACAGCUUCUAACAUACUAUCCAUCUCUCCCGCAGAAUGAUUUGAAAAAAAUUUAUGUUGCUAGGUGUGAAAGACUUAGGUUGUUGAUGCUUAAUAACAUCCCUGAAGAUAUUCGUUGGCUGAUCGAAGCAAAAAAAAGAAGAGCGAAAAGAGUGAAUGGUUGUUACAAAUGUGCUCGAUGGACCUGUAACACACGAUGCAAAUCUGUGGGGUUUACGUCCAUAAAUCGAGAAGAUAAAAUUAGUUUCAUAAAGGAUGGACUGAGUAAGGAGUCUCUGGAUGAUAUCCGAUUGACUCUUGAGACGCAUCCGUGUGGAAUAGUGCAAAGAGAACUUCUUGCUUUAUGGACCCAGUUCAGAAGUGACCACCAACGCUAUAGUCUUGGGAAUCUGACUAAAAACGACCCUGUUUGCCAAUCUAUAAGAAAAUUGGAUGGGAAGCUUAUCCCCACUUCAUAGAAAGUGUUUAAG
Diospyros lotus (date-plum) is the source of this 1821-nucleotide messenger RNA. RefSeq lists its product as uncharacterized. Lineage: Eukaryota; Viridiplantae; Streptophyta; Magnoliopsida; Ericales; Ebenaceae. Gene Ontology annotation, molecular function: nucleic acid binding. The annotation marks the transcript as partial. The record is from RefSeq and is a predicted model, not a curated record. The transcript has 5 exons. Gene Ontology annotation, biological process: DNA integration.